GCAUGGCUCAGAUGCUCAGGCUGGUUCUUCUCGGGGGGAGCGCUGUGGGGAAGAGCUCCUCAGGGAACACUAUUCUGGGCCGGAGAGUCUUUGAGUCCAGACCUUCUCUGAGACCUGUGACCACUCUGGUCAGUGAGCACACUGAGCAGGUCCAUGGACUGCAGGUGUCUGUGCUGGACACACCUGGGAUCCUGAACCCCAACGCCCGACAGCUCAUCCAGCCUGUGUGUGAGGAGCACCUCCACCGCCCCGGCUCUGUGUUCCUGGUGGUUCUGAAGGUGGGACAGGAUCUCCUCAGAGCAGAACCAGGCUCUGCAGAGGACGGUGGAGCUGCUGGGAGCCGAGGGUCUGAGACACAGUCUGCUGCUCUUCACCUACGGAGCAGAUUUAGAGGGGACGAGUCUGGAGGACUUCAUCUCUGAGGACAAUGAGAGUCCUCUGCCCGACAUCUUUAACAACAUGUUUGGACGGAGACAUCAUGUGUUUGACAACAAAGCCUGGGGCCCCGAGCAGGUCCAGACUCUCCUGCAGAAGAUCCAAACCUUUCAAACAGGGAUGUUUCCUCCAGGCAUCGGGCUUGAAGAUGUUGAUCUUCACAGAGACUUAAGGCUGGUGUUGCUGGGUCUGCCUGGAGCAGGGAAGAGCUCGUCUGGAAACACCAUCCUGGGGCCAAAGACAUUCAGGGCGAGUUGUGGGUUCAACACCGUGAGCAUAGAUGCAGAGUGUAAGACUGCGA
Molecule: messenger RNA, 736 nt
Organism: Boleophthalmus pectinirostris (great blue-spotted mudskipper)
Lineage: Eukaryota; Metazoa; Chordata; Actinopteri; Gobiiformes; Gobiidae
Product: GTPase IMAP family member 6-like
Exons: 3
Coding region: 3-422 (139 amino acids)
Molecular function (GO): GTP binding
Source: RefSeq, a predicted model, not a curated record